AUGACCGUGGUGGGAGGCGGCGGCGGUGGAGACCCUUUGCUGGAAGAAGCCCAACAGCCUCCGGCGCUGCUCGGGGGGGAGCGCUACGACCACCCCGCGAGCGGCGCCGCCGUCCCCCCCGGGGGACCCCGGGGGAACGAGUGCUGCGAGAGGGUGGUCAUCAACAUCUCCGGCCUGAGGUUUGAGACGCAGCUCAAGACCCUGGCACAGUUCCCCGAAACGCUGCUGGGGGACCCCAGGAAGAGGAUGAGAUACUUUGACCCCCUGCGCAACGAGUACUUCUUCGACCGCAACCGACCGAGCUUCGACGCCAUCCUCUACUACUACCAGUCUGGGGGGAGAAUCCGGCGUCCCGUCAACGUCCCCAUCGACAUCUUCACCGAGGAGAUUCGUUUCUACCAGCUGGGGGAGGAGGCCAUGGAGAAGUUUCGGGAGGAUGAGGGGUUUAUCCGUGAGGAGCAGCGACCGCUCCCCGAUAAGGAGUUUCAGCGCCAAGUGUGGCUCCUCUUUGAGUACCCCGAGAGCUCUGGGCCGGCACGAGGCAUCGCCAUCGUCUCCGUGCUGGUUAUCCUUAUCUCUAUUGUCAUCUUCUGUCUGGAGACUCUGCCGGAAUUCAGGGAUGACCACGAUUAUGAGGGAACUGGGGUGACCUUUGGGAUGGGGGGUGGACCUCUCCCAGCUGAUGUCUACACCAACUCCUCGUCCUCGGCUGCUUCCAUGGUGUCGUCCUUCACCGACCCUUUCUUUGUGGUGGAGACUUUGUGCAUCAUCUGGUUCUCCUUUGAGCUGCUGGUUCGCUUCUUUGCCUGCCCCAGCAAGGCCACUUUCUCCAAGAACAUCAUGAACAUCAUUGACAUUGUGGCCAUCAUUCCCUACUUCAUCACCUUAGGCACAGAGCUGGCUGAGAGGCAAGGCAACGGCCAGCAAGCCAUGUCCUUGGCCAUCCUCAGAGUCAUCCGCCUCGUCAGGGUCUUCAGGAUCUUCAAGCUCUCCAGGCACUCCAAGGGGCUGCAGAUCUUGGGGCAGACCCUCAAGGCCAGCAUGAGGGAGCUGGGUUUGCUCAUCUUCUUCCUCUUCAUCGGCGUCAUCCUCUUCUCCAGCGCCGUCUACUUCGCUGAAGCUGAUGACCCCAGUUCAGGUUUCAGCAGCAUCCCCGAUGCCUUCUGGUGGGCUGUGGUGACCAUGACCACAGUGGGCUAUGGGGACAUGCACCCCAUCACCAUUGGGGGCAAGAUUGUGGGGUCUCUCUGUGCCAUCGCUGGGGUGUUGACCAUUGCCCUCCCUGUGCCUGUGAUAGUCUCCAAUUUCAACUACUUCUACCACCGGGAGACAGAAGGUGAGGAACAAGCCCAGUACAUGCACGUUGGGAGCUGCCAGCACCUCUCAUCCAGCGAGGAGAUGAAGAAAGCUCGCAGCAAUUCCACCCUCAGCAAGUCUGAGUACAUGGUGAUCGAGGAAGGAGGAAUCAACCACAGUGCAUUCAAACAGGCUGCCUUCAAAGCAGCCAACUGCACAACCACAAACAAUCCCAACUGUGUGAACAGCAAAAAGAUCUUUACAGAUGUCUAA
Acanthisitta chloris (rifleman) is the source of this 1569-nucleotide messenger RNA. RefSeq names its product potassium voltage-gated channel subfamily A member 3-like. Gene Ontology annotation, cellular component: voltage-gated potassium channel complex; membrane. Lineage: Eukaryota; Metazoa; Chordata; Aves; Passeriformes; Acanthisittidae. The record is from RefSeq and is a predicted model, not a curated record. Gene Ontology annotation, biological process: potassium ion transmembrane transport; protein homooligomerization. Gene Ontology annotation, molecular function: protein binding; delayed rectifier potassium channel activity.